Amphiprion ocellaris (clown anemonefish) is the source of this 1231-nucleotide messenger RNA. RefSeq names its product interferon-induced protein 44-like. Bases 131 to 1021 code for a protein of 296 amino acids. The transcript is spliced from 8 exons. Lineage: Eukaryota; Metazoa; Chordata; Actinopteri; Pomacentridae. The record is from RefSeq and is a predicted model, not a curated record.
AAAAGCCCCAACAGGGUGUAUCUGCAGGCACAACCUGUCCCACUGGAUUAAAGAGGAAUUCCUUUGAAUCAUAUGAUUUGCACUGAAAAAGAAAGUAAAAACAGGCCAACAGCAUAAAAACAAGAGUCGUAUGUUUCAGCGUCUUUGUUGGAGUGGAACACUGACAGCAGCGAUGGGGGGAAUACUGUGGUCUCGCCCUGCAGACACCUUUCCUGAGGAUUGGAGGAAAAUACCUAUGAGCAAAGACCAGUAUCUGGACUAUGUAAAGAAUUAUCAGCUUCAUCACGAUGACAUCCAACAGCUCAGAAUUCUUCUCCAUGGACCAAGUGGUGCUGGGAAGUCCAGCUUCAUCAACUCUGUGGACACAGUUUUACGAGGCAGAAUGACUGGUCGAGCUUUGGCAGAUGGGAUUGGUGCGCACAGCUUCACCAUAGAACACAGAACUUUCAAGAUCCAAAAGGAAGAACGAGGGACUUUUUAUCCUUUUGCCUUUGCUGAUAUCAUGGGCCUUGAGAAUGUCAGAGGAGUUAGUGUGGAAGACAUCAAACAGGUUAUGAAAGGACACGUGAGAGAUGGGUACAGUUUCAAUCCCAGCGCAGCAGUAUCUGAUAAAGAUAAUGGCUACAACAAAAAACCCAACCUGAAUGACAAAGUCCAUGUUCUGGUUUGCGUGGUUUCUGCUGAUACAUUAAGUGUGAUGAAUCCAGAAACCAUGAGAAAAAGGAGAGAAGUCCGACUUGCAGCUCGUGAUCUCGGGAUUCCCCAACUGGCUGUUCUCACCAAAAUAGAUGCAGCCUGUCCAGUAGUCAGAGAAGAUGUGAGGAAUGUGUAUAAGAGCGUAUAUAUCAAGGAACUGAUGGAGAAACUGAGUGCCUUCCUUGGUAUUCCACCAUACUGCAUCUUUCCUGUGAAGAACUAUCACUGGGAAAUCUCCCCAGAAGAUGUCAGCGACAGACUGAUACUGAGUGCACUGAAACAGAUGAUUGACUUUGGAAACGACUUCAUCAACAACCACAUGUAGACCUGCUUCCUCUGCUGCUGCAACAAGUCUACUUUAUCUCAGGGUGAAAUUAGACUGUUGUUGGGUGUAACCAGGAAUGUGCAUGAUGAUGAUAUGCAUUGUGCUGCAUUGUGUUUUGUUUUCUUUUAUAAGGAAUGUAUUUGCUAUAAGUUUAUAAGAACAGGCUGUGCUGAAUGACGUUUCAAUUAAAACCUUGACGUGCAAAAAUCA